AUGGCAGAAAAUCCUUCUCCUUCGAUACUUAUUGACAAAAAUGUUUCGAAGGAGCUUAGUACCAGGAUCGGUAUCGAAAAUCUUGUCACUAAAUAUGAUGUUGCUGAUAUCAAAAAAGAUAUACCACAAGUCAAGCGAUUUGCAUUUGAUAAUUUUAGUCCAUCAAUACAAGAUAUUGUUUCUAAUGAUGAAGAUCGAACUAUUUCAGCUGGAAUUGACUAUAUUUUUGGAGAACCAUUUUUUAUUGGCGAAACUUAUUCAAUUGAAGGCUACAGUAAUACAGGAAAAACGAGACUAGUUGUUAAGGUAGCAACAGAAAUUGCCAAAUCAUCAAAAGUUUUGUUUAUUGAUGCAGAUGGAAACUUAUCUUCACCAAUAUUAGCCAAUAUUGCUUCUUCUAUGAAUGUUAAUAUUGACUAUCCAGUAUACAGAGAUCCAAGAAUACCUCCUACAUCAGUUUCCGCUUUAACAAUUGUAAAUUGUUUAAAUCACCCUGAUAUCAUCAAUUAUAUCAACGAAUACCUGCAGCACUCUACUCCAGAACUAAUAGUAAUCGAUAGUCUCCUCUCUGUCUUCCAAAAUGUUGUUGGAAAAGGCGCUCCUGGUUCUGCACAAUUGGAAGAACUUUCUUUGGAACUUAAAUCACUAGCAAAAAGUAAAGGAUGCGUUGUUAUUGUUACAAAUAGCAUUAAAUCCCCUCAGGGAACUCCAGUUACGUAUUUAGGUCCUCAAUACGCUUCAUUGUGGCAUAACAGACUGAUUCUGGCUACAAAGAACAAUGUCGUUGCAGAGUCAAAGUUAAUUUGUUCACCUCGACUCCCUUUGGUCGAAAAACAGUUCUAUUUAGAAGAUAUGAAAUUAUGUGAGACAUCUGAUUAA
Molecule: messenger RNA, 879 nt
Organism: Trichomonas vaginalis G3
Lineage: Eukaryota; Parabasalia; Trichomonadida; Trichomonadidae
Product: DNA repair protein RAD51-like protein 4 family
Exons: 1
Coding region: 1-879 (292 amino acids)
Biological process (GO): double-strand break repair via homologous recombination; telomere maintenance; DNA strand invasion
Cellular component (GO): centrosome; Rad51B-Rad51C-Rad51D-XRCC2 complex; replication fork
Molecular function (GO): single-stranded DNA binding; four-way junction DNA binding; ATP-dependent activity, acting on DNA
Source: RefSeq, a predicted model, not a curated record